AGUAACAAUACAAGGACACUCAAGCUCUUGAAAAGCCAAUGAUGCGUAACACGAUUAAUUGUGCGGUGUAGUGUGGCGGGACUUCCUGACAGGCCUGGAAUAAAUUAUGAGUCGCGCCCGCGAACUCUGCACGCACCGUGUGUGCGUUGUCGUUGCCUCUGCGAGGCAGUUUCCUCUGAGCGCUCUUGCGGCGCGGAGCAGCACACAAGAGAUGUUCUUGCCGUGGACGUGCGUAUGUCUUUCGUCAUCGCUUUUUUAAUUAUUAUCUUUUGCGAAUACGAUAGCGCGCCUUGAAAUCGCAGGUUCUUCUCUGCUUUAUAUACGUUUUUACGUGUAUGUGCGUGCCAUUUACGGGAGCGCGCAAGGCUCGCUAAUAUUUCGCUUUUGCUGCUGCGAGUGUUUCGAUAUUUAUUUGAAAUUCGUUGAAUAAUAGUUAAUCCUGUGCAAUAGGUUAACCUUGAAUAUUAUACUAUUGUUAAACUGCGUAUUCUCGUUACGUGUGAUAACGUGUAAAUUUACUUCUUUUUUAUUCUCCAUGCGAAAUCUUAGUUGUUUUUUGAAUAUAUGGAGAUUGACUUUUUAAAUCGACGCAAGUCGUUUAAAGAUCAAAGACGGACUUAAGACUGAGUGCGAGAGAGCGAGUGAGAGAAGAGAUACGCGUUUUUUUUUUUACACUGGCGUAUUUACAUUGCGCGCUCCAGUUUUGGUCUUCCCUUUUUGGCGGGCGGCGGGGGUGUGGUGCACAAAAUAGUGACUUGAUGGCGUGAACAGAAAGAAAAAUAAACGAUUCGUAAGAGAAAAGUCAAGGAACGUUUUAUCGCCAGAACUCGAAAAGUGCACGCAUCGAAAUGGAGAUUCUUACGAGAAAUUACGACGUUCUGGAGAAGAGGAUUUUAAACAGCCUCACAGCCAGCCAUCUACGUCAGCGAACUAAAGACUGCACUGGGCUGUGGCUUGGACCAUUAAUUGGCUUGAGUGCAUUGUUUACUUUUUUAAAAGAGGAUAGUAGUUAUUCUGAAAUAUGUUUGCUGAAUGGAAUUGCAGGAGGUGGCUUGUUUAUCAGUUGUAUAUGUUUAUAUACUCGUCUGAUGUCACUUAAUGUCUCAGCAAAAGACUUUCAUGUUGUAUAUUUUUUACCUGCCAUAACUCUAUCAAUGUUAUUUCAUUUUGUUGGAGGCAAAGGUUUGUUGGUGAGUGUAGCAUGGGGUCUUACUGUGGGAAGCUUGAGUACAUGGGGUGUUAUUCAAGUAAUGUCCAGCUUCCCCAGAGCAUUUACUCUAGGUGAAGCCACAGCUGUAACUCAUGGCAUUGUACUUUUUUUACUUUCUACUUUUACAAAUUUACCUUUGAGGUAUCACUUACCUCCAAUUCAUGAUAAUGAUAUUGCUACUGUAAUAUUGCAAGUAGGAAUUUUGUACAUUAUGUUAAUUUGCAUUCUUUGUGCAAAUAUUCCUGCUUUACGUGGACCAACAAAGUUUUACUCAAUGGCAUUAGGAAUACUCAUUAUUUUAGUUAUUCCAACAUUGCAUGUUAUACUUGAUCAGAGUCCAUUACUUUGGAUCAUGCAUUUUGUGUUCAGCUCAUACAGUAGAAUAAUGAUGGUAGUUUAUUGGGCAACGUGUUUAUUCUUUGCUACUAUAGCUAUAAUUAUACAAAUUUCGAGAAAUUCUCAGGCUACUACAUCAGUCAGAAAAAUUUUUCAUAUUUUGUCUGUAAUUGUGUAUGUUCCUGGCUUUAUUUGGGAUCCUACUUUUCUAUAUUUAGCAACUGGUGUCAUUUUAGCAGUUUUUGUAGCUCUUGAGAUAUUAAGAUUUUUGCAUUUACCGCCAUUAGGAGGGUUUCUUCAAGAUGGAUUUUCUAUAUUUGCUGAUGAAAAAGAUGUUUUAAUUUCUCUAACUCCAUUAUAUUUAUUAUGUGGUUUAUCAGCAUUUUUAUGGAUGCCAAUUGAGAGUAUGAGUUUAUUAUCUCUUAUGAGUGGUGUCCUAACCAUUGGUAUUGGUGAUACUGCAGCUAGUAUGGUAGGAAGUACUUGGGGAAAGCACAAAUGGGUGGGCACUGAUAAAUCUAUAGAAGGAACAAUUGCCUGCAUAGUGGCUCAACUUAUUUUUAUUUUUGGACUUAUUCUUUUUGGGUAUAUAGAAAAUAUGUCACUACUAGUCAGAAGUGUAUGCUCAGUAAUUCUGGUAUCAUUUAUAGAAGCUCGUACUGAACAAGUAGACAAUCUGGCAUUGCCAUUCGUUAUGUACCUGUGCCUUAUAAUUUAAAAAAGAAGUUGACGUGAAAAUAUGGAUUAUCAAAACAGUUAUCACGCUCAAGUCUCCAAAAGUACAGAAUAUUAGACCUGGAGUCUAAUACAUUUGAAGGAUCAAAUAUAGAUUUAACUUGUUGUAAAUUAAAUUAUAUAUUUAUUAUAUUGAAAGUAAAACAUCAAUGGAUGUAUAAAUCUUUAUAUAUUUUUUUGUUGAAAGGAUAUAUAAUAUUGCAAACUAAAUUAAAAUUUGAAAAUUGACUAAGACGUUUGAGCAUUCUGUCAAUACAAAUAAGUAAUGUCUUAAUUACAAAUAAGUAAUUGCUUAAUAAAAUGCAUUGUUUUUUAUAAUUUCUCGAUAUAAAAUAGUAAAAUAUUAUUAAGGAAAUGAAAAAUUAUUAUCGUCCGAGAUUACUUUUUCAGUUUCCUCAAAUGAUCUUGCUUUACUAAUAUUCAAAUUUUAAUGACGGUAUACUUAAUUGAUAAGUUAUUGAAUUGGUUAAUUUGUUUUUGUUAUAAAUUUAUAUCUGUGAAUUAUUGAUUUUAGAACGAUUAGAACGACAAAUUUUAUAUAAUACUUAUAUAACGCGUAUGUUUAUAUGCCAAACAACGAAUAAUUUAAGUGAUGUUAUAACGAUUGUGCCUAAGAACAUUUUUUUACAAAAAAACAAUGAUAAAUUAUAGCAUUCCUACUAAUGCAAUUCUCAAUCAAACGCAGUUUAAUUAUACUAUCAUAAUUGAAGUUUCCUAUAAAUAAACGCAAACUCUCAUGUAUAGAGAUGUAAUCGUUUCUGCAGUAGAAUAUUUUUUCGUAUGUGCAAAGCAAGUCGAGAUGUAAAUGCCUAUUAAGUUUUCCUGAAAGAAAGUGAUCACAUAAUGUCACAAGAAUUUUGUCUAAUCAAGUAUAAUUUUUGGUGUUAUAUAUGUGUGUGUAUGUGCGUACGCGCUCGCACGUGCGCGUGUGUGUAUGAUAUCUAAUAAUUAUAUAGAUAUAUUAUAGUUAUUAUGAUCAAAUUAAAGUGAUCAUAAAAUAGAUAUUAUUUUUUACUUGAGAACGAAACAAAUAUGUAAUGUAAUAUUAUAUUGCGCCUCGCUAUUUUUAUAAAACAUGCUUAGUAAAGCAUUUACCAUCGAUGAAAGAAAGUGUAAGUAAAUUAUUUUAUUGUAUUAAUGAUUUCAUAAGAACUGUGAAUAAAUAUAUAGUAAGCCGAUAAAUCAUAACAUUUCAAAUAACAUGGAAAUGGGUGAAGGUUUAUGCAAAAAAGUUUGAGUAAGUAUUAAAAAUAUUUAAGAAUUAAAAAAUGCUUAAAAUAAAAUUUCAUACCACUAAUCAAAUUAAUGUAUGCAUUAAAGUUGUAUUUCUUUUUCAACUUUUAUAUGUGUGAUUUCGCGCAAUGUUAGUAAAAAAUAGAUUCAGUUUUUACAAAGCUAAAAUGUGAAUGAAAAGUUUGUGAUAUAAAGUUAGACUGUAAAGAAAUGUCAAUUUAUUAUACCUUAACAGUCGUUUAUGUUCUAUAUUUAAAAUCUACGUAACUAUCGUGAAAGACUAACAAUUUUUAUUUUUAAAAAUUUUAAUUUACCGCAUAGUUUUCAAAUUUGUUUGCGCAGAAGAAUAUUGGAUCCAAAUAUCAAGACAAGUAAUUGUUCGAAUCUAUGCGUAUCGUGGCGAAAAGCAAUAACCAUGUAUUUUGUUCUUCUGUAAUAGAUAAAAAGAGCAAUGAUAAAUAUUAAAUGAAAGUAAAAAUAAAUGUGCAUGUUGGAUAAGCUACGGAAUAAAAAAUUUUUCAGAUUUAUGCAUAUGAUUAUAAAUAAUGUAAAAAAUAAAUAUUAUCGAUGUAAAUUUUUAUGAAUAGUUAAGGUACAGGAUAAAAAUCUCUUUGUUUUGAUCAAUAUUUCUAUGGUUCUAGAUAUCGAUACUCGUUGUCAGUUCUUUUUUAUUAUGGGUCGAUCUCCUGUCUUAAUCACUUGUACUUGUCGAAAUGCUGUCCUUUUAUCAUCGAAAUUUUAUGCAACUUUAGAACUCUGUAGUUACCAUAAAAGUGCAUUAACUGAUUUGUCCUAAAGCUGCACACUAUCGAUUAUUACAUUUGUCAUUUUCUUUUAAAAUCUGCUGUUGCAGUUGCAUAGCAUGUAAAUAAAUAACAUCAUGAUAAUCGUGAUUUUAAUUCUUACUGAUUACCUUAUACAUAUUAUUUUCAAUUCUUUUAAACUACUACGUUAUCAAAACUUGAAGUCAACCGUACCAAAUUUUAUACAGCAGCAUUCAUGAUUCAUAAUUUCUUAAGUUAUUAUUUUCAACUAUUCUAUAGUUUAGGCCUUAAGAAAUGUUGAAUUCCGCAAAAAGCGAUGCACAUAGUUGAAAAUCGAAGACAACGAAAGACAUGCAUACCGUCUUUGCCCUUCCUACUCUUGUUUUUUCAUGUACAUGUUCGUAGCUACUCCCAUAAGGAUAUUAAGGGUUUACUAAAUUGUCUACGGUUGUAGAUUUUUAUUGUUUUUUCCUUUUCCACCAAAGAAGCCCCGAAAGAUGCAGAGCCGUUUACAAGCGACGCGCGUUCAGUUCGCAAGUAGCCGACACGACAGAUAGUCGCACUCCAAAUUUACAUCUUAAGUUAUAAUCAUUGUUUUACACACAAAGUGUUUUAUAUAGUAUUUCAAUUAACUAAAGAUAUUCAAGUUUAUAUUCGCGUACUACGGUACGUGC
This is a messenger RNA of Phymastichus coffea, 4952 nucleotides long. RefSeq names its product dolichol kinase (gene Dolk). The record is from RefSeq and is a predicted model, not a curated record. Bases 849 to 2264 code for a protein of 471 amino acids. Gene Ontology annotation, cellular component: endoplasmic reticulum membrane. The transcript is spliced from 7 exons. Gene Ontology annotation, biological process: dolichyl monophosphate biosynthetic process. Gene Ontology annotation, molecular function: dolichol kinase activity. NCBI's taxonomy places the organism in Eukaryota, Metazoa, Arthropoda, Insecta, Hymenoptera, Eulophidae.